ACUUCUAAGGAGAAACUUACGGCAGGCUAUUCUAGGCAACGGCGAGCUCAAUUUCUGGAACAAACGUUGGUGAUCAAAGGUGGAUUUGAAGCUCUGACACAUAUUUCAUCAUGCAGAGUUGGGGAAUUAACUCUGCUAUUAAGCUUCUUACGUAUUCCAGUGAGCUCAAGGAUGGACAAGUGCUCUAUGCUUCUUCCAAUUGUCAUCCUGUUAAGGCCUUAAACCGUGAACCUGCUGGUCAUGCCUUCCAUUCUGCUGCUCUCAAACUGCGUGGUUGUGCAAAGGAAGCCACAAGCAAGAAUGAAGAUACCGAUAAGAAAGUCCCAAAGGAAAAGGAUAGUGAAUAUAUUCCUUCCUAUGACUCGCAUAACAUCAAAGGAAAGAAGAAGUCGGGGAAGCAACAACAUGAUCACUAUGCGUUGUUGGGUUUGGGAAAUUUAAGAUAUCUUGCAACAGAGGAUCAGAUCAGAAAAAGCUAUCGCGAAGCUGCACUGAAGCAUCACCCUGAUAAACUUGCUACUCUACUUCUUGCUGAAGAGACAGAAGAAGCAAAACAAUCCAAGAAGGAUGAGAUAGAAUCUCACUUCAAGUUGAUUCAAGAAGCAUAUGAGGUUUUGAUGGACCCUACAAAAAGAAGAAUAUUUGACUCUACGGAUGAGUUUGAUGACAAAGUCCCAACUGAUUGUGCUCCGCAAGACUUCUUCAAGGUUUUUGGUCCAGCUUUUAAGAGAAACGCAAGGUGGUCGAAUUCGCCUUUACCAGAUUUGGGAGAUGAAAAUACACCACUUAAAGAGGUUGAUAGGUUCUACAAUACUUGGUACACUUUUAAAAGCUGGAGAGAGUUUCCUGAAGAAGAGGAGCAUGAUAUCGAGCAAGCAGAAUCCCGUGAGGAAAAGAGAUGGAUGGAGAGAGAGAAUGCAAGGAAAACUCAGAAGGCUAGAAAGGAGGAAUAUGCUCGGAUUAGGACUCUUGUUGACAACGCAUAUAAAAAAGACACAAGAAUACAAAAAAGAAAGGAUGACGAGAAGGCUAAGAAGAUGCAGAAGAAAGAAGCAAAAGUUAUGGCCAAGAAGCAGCAGGAAGAAGCUGCUGCUGCAGCUAUUGAAGAAGAGAAAAGGCGAAAAGAAGAAGAAGCAAAACGUGCGGCAGAGGCUGCUCAGCUGCACAAGAGGGCCAAGGAAAAAGAGAAGAAGCUUCUGCGCAAAGAACGAAGUCGGCUCAGAACUCUCUCCGCACCUGUUCUGUCCCAGCGUCUGCUUGGCGUCUCUGAUGAACAUGUGGAAGAUCUAUGUAUGUCACUUAACACCGAGCAGUUGCGGAAACUGUGUGACAAGAUGGAAAACAAGGAAGGACUGGCUUUGGCAAAGGUGAUCAAGAAUGGGAGCAGCAUUGAUGAUGAUGAAAUAGAGAUUAAAGAAGAAAAAGAAGAAGUUCAAGUAGCUGUUAAGCAGAAUGGUCAUAUAGAAGCCAAUGGUCAUGUAGAAGCCAAAGUAGAUACUGCUACUCAUCAGAAGAAAGAGAAACCAUGGAGCAAGGAAGAGAUUGACAUGCUGAGAAAAGGAACAACUAAGUUCCCAAAAGGAACAUCUCAAAGAUGGGAAGUCAUAUCAGAGUACAUUGGUACAGGAAGAUCUGUGGAGGAAAUUCUCAAGGCUACUAAAACAGUACUUCUCCAGAAACCUGACUCAGCUAAAGCUUUUGAUUCUUUUCUGGAGAAUAGGAAACCUGCUGCUUCAAUCACUUCUCCUCUCUCUACACGAGAGGAACUCGGAGAACCUAUUAUACCGACCAAACCUCAUGAAGACAACAACUCACCCAAAACAGUGACCGCAGAACAGAAUGGUAAGAGAGAAGAGAACAGCAACGGCAACUCUGAACCAGAUGCUGCUGCUGGUUCAGACCCAGACGGUUGGUCUGCUGUGCAAGAAAGAGCUCUGGUUCAGGCUUUGAAGACCUUCCCAAAGGAGACAAACCAAAGAUGGGAGAGAGUAGCAACAGCUGUUCCAGGGAAAACGAUGAAUCAAUGCAAGAAGAAGUUUGCUGAGCUUAAGGACAUCAUCAGAAUCAAGAAACCCACAGCCUAACUUAUCCGAGCCCUCGAGCUGCACGCUCUGAGAUUUUGUUUUGACAGAGAAGAGCGUGGACUCAAUUUUUGUUA
Messenger RNA from Arabidopsis arenosa, 2158 nucleotides. Lineage: Eukaryota; Viridiplantae; Streptophyta; Magnoliopsida; Brassicales; Brassicaceae. The record is from the annotation of a GenBank genome assembly.